AAUUCUAUUCCCUGUUCCUGUUGCCUGUUGCCUGGCAUUGUGUGAUAGGCUUAAGAAUUGGCCAAUGAUAGUCGGUUAUUUUUACGACUACGACUCUGCGACUCGCAUUGUAAACCCCGCAUUACCGCGCGACGAGAAGCGACGCUGUGAGAACAAAUGAAUAUCUUAAAUGAAUAACGCUAUCGCGUCUCUUUUGCCGUGCGGCAAUCGUUUUCGUGCGUCCUAUGUGCAGAAACCGUAACCUAUGCCUGUGCAGUCAAGUCUGUAUAAAAAAACUGGAAGAUACAAGUUCGGUUGACGACACGUUAAACACUCCAAAAAGUGUACAGGAAAAUCUCAGCUCUUUUAGCGUUUUCGAUUUGCUGACUCGACCCGACUCCGAGUCAGAAAAGUUUGAUCAAAAGUAAGAUUUUUGCAGAAAUUGUGGUUCAAAUCUUGCUAUUGAUCAAAAUUUUCUGACACUAGGUCGGGUCGAGUCAGAAAAUCGAAAACGCUAUUUGUUUACAAAAGCCAUUACAGUUCUGUGAUUUAAUUACGUUUAUCCGUGCAGUACUCGUAGAAAAUGGGAAAACCAGUGUAUUAGCAGAAAUUCCGAUUAGAAUGGAAGUCUAACCCUCAGUUAAAAGAUUGGAUUCGUGAAGAUAUGACGAAUAAAACUAAAGCUUACUGCAAAUAUUGCAAGUGCAAUAUACAAUGCAAAUUGAGUGAUUUGAUUUUGCAUGCUAAAACAAAAAAACAUAAAGUAGCAAGCAGAUCGCAGCUAGUGGAAUGCAAAAUUCCAUUCAAACCCUUAUCUACCAAGACGCAAGAACAGGAGGCUGCUCUAGCCUUAUAUAUCAGCCAGCAUAGUGCAAUAGCGCCCGUUGAUCAUUUAAGUUCUUUGUGUAAAAGUAAAUUUGAUGAUAGCGUGACGUGCACUCAAAUGAUGUUGCACAGAACCAAAUGUACUAACAUAAUUAAAAAUAUAUUGGCAACCCAUUUUGUUGAGGAUUUGCGUAUUGAUAUUGGGGAUUCAAAGUUUAGUUUAUUGCUCGAUGAGUCAACGGAUAUUAGCGUCACAAAACUUCUUGGUAGUGUUAUCAUAUAUUUUAGAACGGACAAUGCCAGUGUCAUGGUUGGCUGUAACAAAAGUGUGUAUACUGAACUGAGAAAAGAACAAGAGCUCUAG
Messenger RNA from Vollenhovia emeryi, 1168 nucleotides. RefSeq lists its product as uncharacterized. Lineage: Eukaryota; Metazoa; Arthropoda; Insecta; Hymenoptera; Formicidae. The transcript has 4 exons. The record is from RefSeq and is a predicted model, not a curated record. Bases 644 to 1168 code for a protein of 174 amino acids.